Molecule: messenger RNA, 5043 nt
Organism: Toxorhynchites rutilus septentrionalis
Lineage: Eukaryota; Metazoa; Arthropoda; Insecta; Diptera; Culicidae
Product: irregular chiasm C-roughest protein-like
Exons: 9
Coding region: 1508-4099 (863 amino acids)
Biological process (GO): cell-cell adhesion
Cellular component (GO): cell-cell junction
Molecular function (GO): cell adhesion molecule binding
Source: RefSeq, a predicted model, not a curated record
GACGCAGUGAAAAAUCUGGAGCAUAAUUUAGUUAGCAUACAACAGUCGUCGUAGCCGUGUAUCCUCGUUGGUGUCUGUGUUGCAGCGCAAGAUACCCGCAAGUCCCCAUGGUAGUGUUUUCGUGUGCACUCCGUGGAUUGAGAGGCUCUAUGGAAAGGAUUCUUCGCUUUAUGAAAAAGUAACAAAAGUAGAAAAAAAUCUUUAUAAUUUACUCUCCCGCGCGCGUUAGUGGAAGGAGAAGCUGCGAUUUGGAGUGUGUGACCGCAAGUGAACACGAGACGGAAAAAGGAAAAAAAAGCGGCAGUAAUCGAUUCAAUGUUUUGGUCUCAGUUGGGACGGAAAAGUAAAGUGAGUGGGUGAGCCAAGUGGGAAGCUUCUGCCAAUAGAUCAGGAUAAGCGAAGAAAAAACCACAGUGUCGGUGUGUCCGUUCCUGGCUGGCUAGCUACCCGUAUGUGUCACUGUCCCUAUUGGCGCCGAAGGGAACACAGAAUGCAGUGGAAGGAAGCGAAAAGGUCGAUGCCACAGAGUGCGAGCAAACAAAAGGAAAUUUCGAGCCUCAUUCGGGUUGGAGUGAGUGUGGAUUGAAGUGUGGGGAGGUCCACCAGAGUGUACCGAGGAAAACAGGAAAAGUUAGACAUAACCUACAAAAUUUGAAGGUGAAAAUUCAUCCGCACGCGGGAGCACGGGAAAACACGACUUGAAGUUUUUUUCUGACUUGUCGAUUGUGUGGAUUCGGUUCGAUGUUCUAAGCGAGGACUCGCAAGGUACCGGAAGCACGAGGAGUGAGAGUGCAAACGGUGGUGGAAAUCACGUAGCAAAAAGUUAAAGUGUGUGACUGGCGAGGAAAAGCGUCGGGAUGGAAAAUUAGAAUUAAAAAAAAAAGAGCGCCCCGAAUAUUGUGAGGAAUUAGAAAAGUUUUUACUUUGUGUUGGACUCUCGCUUUAAUCUCAUUUUUAUGGUUUUCCGUUUUACUUCUGACAUGCUACGAAUAUAAAGUUAUUUUAUUUGGUGAGAAAACAGAGAGAAAAAGAAGUAUUCGAGUGAAACUGUGCCAAAUGAUGUCUCUCAAGUAAAUCACGAAAAAGGUGCCAAAGCGAAACGAAACGAAUCGAAAUCCAAGUGCAAAUCCAAUUGUUGAGUGUGUGUGUGUGUGUGUGUGUGUGGUUGGUGGAAAAUCUCGUUGACAUCCGGAAAAUUAAGUUACUCUGUCUGGUCCCACGGGCCUGUGCAACUGAGAAAAACAGCCGGCCAAUAAUCGGAUAAUUUAGUUUUGUGAAGAAAUUCGAUCGGCAGUCCAUCAUCGCAAGCAGCAGCGAAUCUUGGCGGUUAAAUUUGAGAUUCCGUUGGAAUUCCUCAAAUACUCCAGAAAAUGAUCCCGAUUGUGAUUUGGUCCUCACAUCGGUAGCAACAAAGCGUUCCAAGACACAUACACACAGGCAAUCGGAUAAAGCUAGUGUCAUCGCGGCCGCAAAACUUGUACCAUCUCCAAGUCACACUACCUUCAGGAUGAUGGCGAAAAGCUGUCAAUUUUUGGUUCUUGUGUCCCUUCUCAUCGCCACCAGUGGCGCAGCUAAGGUUGUGCAUACGGGCAGCCAGCGCUUCGCGAUGGAACCUCAGGACCAAACGGCGAUCGUUGGCUCCAAGGUAACCCUACCAUGUCGGGUCGAGUCCAAGGUGGGCCAGCUGCAGUGGACAAAGGAUGACUUUGGUCUCGGAUGGCACCGCAAUCUCAGUGGUUUCGAUCGGUACUCGAUGGUCGGUAGCGAUGAGGAGGGUGACUUCUCGCUGGAGAUCUACCCGGUUAUGCUGGAUGACGAGGCACGCUACCAGUGCCAAGUUAGUCCCGGCAAGGAUGGAACACCCGGAAUACGAUCACGGUUCGCCACUUUAACAGUUUUGGUUCCACCAGAACCACCGAAAAUUGUCCAAGGAGAUUUUCUGGUAACAACCGAAGAUCGGGAGAUCGAAUUGGAAUGCGUUUCGGUUGGAGGCAAGCCCGCGGCAGAGAUUACCUGGAUCGACGGUCUCGGAAACGUCAUGACCAAGGGAAUCGAGUAUGUGAAGGAACCUCUCACCGAUACCGGUCGAUACACGGCAAAAUCAAUACUGAAGCUGACACCGAAGAAGGAGCAUCACAACACGUCCUUCACUUGUCAGGCCCAGAAUACGGCUGAUCGUACCUACCGAUCGGUGAAGCUGAAGCUUGAGGUUAAGUACGCUCCGAAAGUGAGCGUUUCCGUCAUCGGUGGUGCUCUCGCCGGAGGAAGAAUCUCCGAGGGCGCGGAAGUACGGCUGUCCUGUCGUGCCGAUGCCAAUCCGAACGAUGUCAGCUACAAAUGGUACAUUGGAGAUGAACUGGUGGUUGGAGAUUAUACGACUGAAAUGAUCAUUCACAACGUCUCGAAGAAGUUCCAUGACGCUGUCGUCAAGUGUGAAGUGCACAAUGCGGUGGGAAAAAGUGAGGAGAGCGAAAUCCUGGAUAUCAGCUACGGUCCAACCUUCCGUUCGCGACCAAAGUCGGUCGAAGCCGAUCUGGACCGGCCGGUAGCGUUGGGUUGUGACGUGGACGGUAAUCCACCACCGGAGAUCAUUUGGAUCCACGAGGAGUCCAAUCGCGUCAUCUCAACUUCAGCUAACAUUACGAUCGUAGCCUCGCGGGAAACGGCUGGAAACUAUUACUGCAAAGCAAGCGUGAUGGGAUUUCCAGAGAUCGAGGCAAUGGCGACGGUUUACCUCAAGGGUCCUCCCCAAAUCAGAUCCCAGCGGCAACAGUACGGCGCUGUGAACGAUAACUCACAGAUUCAGUGCGAAGCUGUGUCGAUUCCCAAGGCUAAACACGUUACCUGGACGUACAACGGGCUGGAGAUAACCAACGAAAACGACUACACGAUCUUGGAAAACCAUCAGCCGGAGGGCGUUCGAUCGACGCUCAUCAUCAACAACAGUCAGAAGCAGCACUUCGGCAUCUACAAUUGCACCGUGCUCAACGAUUACGGCAUGGACUCGAUCGAGAUCGAGUUCAAAGUGUCCAAAGAUACGAUACUUCUUCCCGUAAUCAUCUUUGGCUCGAUCGGUGGGUUCGUGCUGGUGAUCAUCAUGAUUAUCAUCGCUAUGUGCUUCUGUGUUAAGAAGGGCAAGAAAAAGCUGCCACCUGCUGAUGUUAUUCCUGAGCAACAUUACAUUACCGAGAAAGCUUGCAAGGAAAGCGAUCGAUCGUCGAAUGUAAGUGAUCUGAAGAUUGAUCGUGACCACGAGUACUCGGAGACCUGCUCCGGAACCGAUAGCAUAGCGACACGGCUGGCCAUGAAUAUUCUGGGCUCAUCCGGCGGGAGCAACAACAGUGGUAGCGGAAAUGCUAUCCCUGGUGGGGGCGGCGGCGGAGGCGGCGUUCCGCUCGCUGGCCCAGUGCGGAUUCCGAGCGACUAUCGAUACUCCGGGGAUUUUGCCGACGGUCUCGGUCAACUGCAGACGAAGAUCGGCCAAAGCAACGGCGGCUAUGUGCCAUACGUAGAUUACGCACAUGAUUACAAUAUGCCGCUGCACGUGAACACGAAGAUUCCGAACGGAAAUCUUAGCCUGACACGAAAUCGAGCAGAACUUCGACAGGAUAACGGACUUCCAAGUAUUGGAAGCGGUAUGGGCACCUUAUCGAACAGUUUGAUGAACACAUCGCUGAUGACAGCUCCGAGCAUAGACCCGCGCUACAGCGCCACGUACGGCAAUCCGUAUCUGCGAAGCAGUACCGCUCAGCUGCCGCCCCUUCCGCCGCCAAGCACAGCGAAUCCGGCGGUAACACCCGCCCCACCGCCGUACACUGCCGGACGCAACCAGAGCUCCCUGCUCUCGAUGGGUGUGAACCUGGGGGUCGGCAAUGGGCUCAGCAGCGGCAGCAUUGUUGGCAUAACCUCAGGACUGACCAGUCCCGAAUCGGUGCGAUCCUCGUCGGGCAUCAACAGCAGCAGUAUGGAUCAGUCAUCCAUCCAGCAGAGCCAACAGACGCCCAUGAUACCAACGUCCGGUGCGAGUUCCGGACCUGGUCAGUUCAUUCUUCCAGCGAAUGGUGACCUGCGAAAAGGUGCCCUAGCAACGCACGUCUAGCGUGAACGACCCAGAAGUCAGUUGUUAUUCACUGCCCCCUCGGCAUAGGUGUUUGUGAGCAGCUUGUACCCCCGCCCCGUUUAAGUCCGCGACCCUUGGCUUGGACAGGUACCGGCACUGAAUCGAUGAAUGUGUACCCAAAUGUGAUACGUAGGAUUACUUGUGCAGAUAGCGAUACCCCCAAGCAUUAGUUCGACAAAAUUUUGUCACCUCAAGAAACACACAUUUGUUUGUUAAUUAUUGUUGCCAAAAAAUUGUAAAAAAUAUCAAAUUCUAAGGAAAGUUUCAUGGAUUCAGUGCGCCAUUCUGUCUGUCACAAACGAGGAUCGCCCUUUUGUAGAACCUACGUCCGCAACCCACCUCCACCAGCUGUCACCUGUAUGUGUAUGUAAGCUCAACCCGCUAAUAUCUUCCUCGCCGCCUUCACCGUCGCCAGUUGCCCCCUCCCCGUAAAACAAAACAACAAUUUUCAUGUGUAUAAGAACGAAAAAAUGCGUGGCCUUAUUAGUCGAAACAAACAAAAUGUAAACCAGAGAAAGAUAGGAGAUACAAUCGGAUAGCGUUUCUUUUUCUGGAACUUGUUCUUAGCGGAAUCUACAUUUAUCGAAAAUUCGAAAUUUUAUCGUAGCUUAACGAAAAUCGGCUUGAGCUUUAAAACUUUUAGCAAAAAAAAAAAUGAACAAAGUAAAUCGCUGUAAUAUGAAUAAAGAAACAAACGAAAACAAAAAAAAACAGAAGUUGUAAUACAUUCGAAGCAGAAACACACGAAACGGCUGAUAUUGUUGAUGAUAGUAAAGUUGCAUUUGUGGUUUGUGCUUUUAAAAGUGGUUGCCGAAGCGUAAAAUUGCAACACAGAUUUAGCGAGGAUGGAAAGGAACCUUGUUUCCCCCCUUUCACAAAUACUCCAGAAGAUAACCAUACGCUGAGAUAAGAUUAGAAAACAA